AUGACAAAGUCCAGCCUCUCCAUCAGCUACUAUGCUUUUACGGCGCUUCAUCUCGCAUGUUUUGCCCUCGCAAUCACCGUCUGCGGCCUUUACGGCACCGACCUGCAGCGGGCGAAACACUUUGAUGAUUACACCAAAUCCAAAUGGGUCUAUGCCGUCGUCGUCGGCGCUUUGACAGCGGCUACGUGUGCCCUCUACUUUAUCCCUCUCAUCAUUGAAGCCGCUGGGAUAUUCCUCGCCGUUUGGGAUCUAAUCCUGUUCAUCCUGUGGAUCACUCUGUUUGGCGUCUUCGGAAAGCUUUACAUCAACGAAAACGCUCAUGGGAACGGAGACGUCGAACGCAUGAAGCAUGCCGUGUGGGUAGACUUGACCAGUGCGCUCCUCUGGCUGAUUGCAACUGUCGCCGCUUCUGCAUACUGGUUGAAACAUCGCAAUACUCGCACCCGUUUCACCGGUAGAGCCAAGGUCUAG
This is a messenger RNA of Trichoderma breve, 471 nucleotides long. RefSeq lists its product as uncharacterized. The record is from RefSeq and is a predicted model, not a curated record. The transcript has 3 exons. The coding region runs from base 1 to 471 and encodes 156 amino acids. Lineage: Eukaryota; Fungi; Ascomycota; Sordariomycetes; Hypocreales; Hypocreaceae.